AUGUUCUCAAGAAAUGCAAGAACAACGGCUAAGAGGUCGUUGGCGUCUUACGCCAAAUUCGCUAACGUACCAAAGAACUUACAAUCCCGUACACCACCAUACGCUAAGCUUUUAGCAAACUUGGAAAAGGUUAAAAAGAUAACAAAUAAUACACCUUUGACUCUGGCUGAAAAGAUCCUGUAUUCCCAUUUAUGUGAUCCUGAAGAAUCGUUGACCUCAUCUAACCUCGAGGACAUUCGUGGGAAGGAAUACUUGAAGCUAUAUCCCGAUCGUGUAGCUAUGCAAGAUGCUUCCGCUCAAAUGGCAAUGUUACAAUUCAUGACAACUGGGUUACCUGACACUGCCGUCCCUGCUUCAUUCCAUUGUGAUCAUUUAAUCGUUGGUAAGAAUGGUGAGGCAAAGGAUUUACCAUCAUCCAUUGAAACUAAUAAAGAAGUUUUCGAUUUCUUGGAAAGUUGUGGUAAGAAAUAUGGUAUUCAAUUUUGGGGACCAGGUUCAGGUAUUAUUCAUCAAAUCGUCUUGGAAAACUUCUCUGCUCCAGGUUUAAUGAUGUUAGGUACUGAUUCACACACUCCAAAUGCUGGUGGGUUAGGUGCCAUUGCCAUCGGUGUUGGUGGUGCUGAUGCUGUAGAUGCAUUGACUCAUACUCCUUGGGAAUUGAAGGCUCCUAAAAUAUUAGGGGUUAAAUUAACUGGUCACUUGAGUGGAUGGUCUGCUCCAAAGGACGUCAUUAGUAAGAUUGCCGGUAUGUUAACCGUGAGAGGUGGUACUGGCUAUAUAGUAGAAUACUUUGGUGAAGGUACCUCAACUUUAUCAUGUACUGGUAUGGCUACCAUUUGUAAUAUGGGUGCCGAAAUUGGUGCUACCACUUCUACAUUUCCAUACCAAGACGCUCACAAACGUUAUUUACAAGCUACUGGUAGAGGUCCAAUUGCUGAAGCAGCUGAUGUUGCAUUAAACGAAUAUGGAUUCCUAAGACCUGAUAAGGGUGCCCAAUAUGAUAAGGUUAUUGAAAUUAAUUUAUCCGAAUUGGAACCUCAUGUCAAUGGACCAUACACCCCUGAUUUAUCUACGCCAAUUUCAAAAUAUGCUGAAACAAGCUUAAAGGAAAAAUGGCCACAAAAUAUUUCUGUUGGGUUAAUUGGUUCAUGUACUAACUCAUCAUAUCAAGAUAUGAGUCGUGUGGUGGAUUUGGUUCAACAAGCUGCUGCUGCCGGUUUAAAACCAAAGAUUCCAUUUUUUGUCACGCCAGGUUCUGAACAAAUUAGAGCCACUUUGGAAAGAGAUGGUAUUAUCCAAAUCUUUAAAGAUAAUGGCGCUAAAGUGUUAGCUAAUGCCUGUGGUCCAUGUAUUGGUCAAUGGGAUAGAGAAGACGUCCCAAAGGCUACAAAUGAAGUCAACUCUAUCUUCACAUCUUAUAACAGAAAUUUUAGAGCUAGAAACGAUGGUAAUAGAAAUACAAUGAACUUUUUAACUUCUCCAGAAAUUGUUACAGCAAUGAUUUAUUCUGGUAAUGCCCAAUUCAAUCCAUUAACUGAUGCCAUCAAGUUAGAUAAUGGUAAAGAGUUUAGGUUUCAAGCUCCAACUGGGGAUGAAUUACCACAAAAAGGUUUUGAACAUGGUAGAGACGAAUUUUAUCCAGAUUUGGAACCAACUUCAAAUGCAGAUGUUGAAAUUAAGGUUUCUCCUGAAUCUGAUCGUCUACAGUUAUUGUAUCCAUUCGAUGCUUGGAGUGGGAAGGAAUUGAAGACCACUGCUCUUAUGAAGGUGGAAGGUAAGUGUACCACAGACCAUAUCUCUGCUGCUGGUGUUUGGUUGAAAUAUAAAGGUCAUUUGGAAAAUAUCUCUUAUAACACUUUAAUUGGUGCUCAAAAUAAGGAAACUGGUGAAGUUAACAGAGCUUAUGAUAUUGAUGGAAAGGGCUAUGAUAUCCCAGGUUUAAUGAUGAAAUGGAAGGAAGAAGGUAGACCUUGGACUGUUAUCGCGGAAGAUAACUAUGGGGAAGGUUCUGCUAGAGAACAUGCAGCUUUAUCUCCAAGAUUCUUAGGAGGGCAAAUAAUCCUUGUAAAAUCCUUUGCUAGAAUUCACGAAACUAACUUAAAGAAACAAGGUAUGUUGCCAUUGACUUUUGCUGAUGCCGCUGAUUAUGAUAAAAUUACAGCUGGUGACAUCUUGGAAACCUUAAAUCUUGUAGACAUGGUUGCCAAGGACGGUAAUAAUGGUGGUUUCUUGGACGUUAAAGUUACUAAACCAGAUGGUACUUCUUUCAUUAUUAAGACCAAGCAUACAAUGUCUAAAGAUCAAAUUAACUUUUUCAAGGCCGGUUCAGCCAUCAAUUACAUUGGUAACAUACGAAGAGCUGAAAAGGCUGCUAGAGAGAGCAAGCAAUGA
This is a messenger RNA of Naumovozyma castellii, 2391 nucleotides long. It is a transcript of the gene ACO2, whose product is annotated as aconitate hydratase ACO2. Bases 1 to 2391 code for a protein of 796 amino acids. The record is from RefSeq and is a predicted model, not a curated record. Lineage: Eukaryota; Fungi; Ascomycota; Saccharomycetes; Saccharomycetales; Saccharomycetaceae. The transcript has a single exon.